Molecule: messenger RNA, 3051 nt
Organism: Anopheles aquasalis
Lineage: Eukaryota; Metazoa; Arthropoda; Insecta; Diptera; Culicidae
Product: putative polypeptide N-acetylgalactosaminyltransferase 10
Biological process (GO): protein O-linked glycosylation
Cellular component (GO): Golgi apparatus
Molecular function (GO): polypeptide N-acetylgalactosaminyltransferase activity
Source: RefSeq, a predicted model, not a curated record
AUGAUCGACGAUAAACUUGAUAAAGCCCGAAAGGCUCGCUUGCGAUCGCGUGCACUUGGUGUUCUAAGCCUACUUUACACCCUCCGAUAUCUGCUAGUGAUCGCUUGCACGACUGCUGUGGUGCUGUAUCUGCGUGAAAGGCGAUUGCAGCACGGGAACAUAGUCGAUAGUGUGCCUGAUGCUCCAGUCAAAGAGUUGAUAUCAACGGAAAAGAUUGAUUACAAUGACUACCAACAACUCGCGCUGGAUCGUAAACGUGUCGGUCCUGGGGAACAGGGGAAAGCGGCCACCCUUAGCCCGGCAGAAAGUGAAAGCGAACAACGGAAAAAGCUCUACCAUCAGAAUGGCUUCAACGCACUGCUGAGUGAUAAGAUCAGUGUCAAUCGUUCCAUAGCGGACCUCCGUCACCCCAGCUGUAAACUUCAACAGUACCUCAAGCAACUACCUACAGCAAGUGUUGUAGUGCCAUUUUACGAGGAGCACUGGACGACCCUGCUCCGUACCGUGUACAGUGUGUUAAACCGAUCUCCUCCGCAUCUGCUGAAGGAAGUGAUCAUCGUGGAUGAUGGUAGUACGAAGGAGUUUCUGCAUGGACAACUGCAAGACUACAUCGACCAAAACCUGCCAAAAGUUAAGCUAAUACGCCAGGGAGAACGGACCGGUUUGAUGAAAGCGCGGCUCGCCGGAGCGCAGCUUGCGUCCGGUGACGUAUUAGUGUUCCUCGAUUCUCACACCGAAGCCGGCUACAACUGGUUGCCUCCGUUGUUGGAACCGAUCGCGGAAAAUCCGAAAACCUGCGUUUGUCCACUAAUCGACAUCAUCGACGAUCAAACGUUUAAUGUACACGCUCAAGACGAGGGUGGUAGGGGUCUGUUUGAUUGGAGGUUCCAUUACAAACGUAUAGCGCUGAAGGACACGGAUCGUGUGUCUCCUACCGCACCAUUCCCGAGCCCCGUCAUGGCGGGAGGAUUGUUCGCUAUCGGUGCCAACUUCUUUUGGGAGUUGGGUGGCUACGAUGAGGAAUUGGAUAUCUGGGGCGCGGAGCAGUACGAGCUGAGCUUCAAGAUCUGGCAGUGCGGAGGGCGCAUGCUGGAUGCUCCUUGCUCACGGUUUGGCCACAUCUACCGCAGCUACAGUCCUUUUCCAAACACGCGAAAAUAUGAUUUCAUCACUAGAAAUCACAAGCGUGUGGCAGAGAUAUGGAUGGAUGAGUACAAGCAGUACAUCUACGAUCGAGAUCCGAUGAGGUACGCUCGAUCCGAUGCAGGUGAUAUGAGCAAAAUGAGAGCGAUACGAGAAAAGCUGCAAUGCAAACCAUUCGCAUGGUUCCUGAAGGAAGUGGCCCCUGAAAUACUCCAGCUAUAUCCACCGGUUGAGCCGGAACCGUUCGCUUCCGGUGCUAUACAGAGCAUCGCCGAUCCAGCACUCUGCCUCGAUACCAUGCAGCGUGGCCGUGGAAAACCCAUCGGAAUGUAUCCUUGUGACGCUGACCUCAUUCAGCCGAAAAACAUGAACCAAUACUUUGUUCUCAGCUGGCAUCGUGAUAUACAGCUCAAGUCCGACGAACAGUGCUUCGACGUGCCGGAGAGUGCUGCUCGCUCGCCUAUAACCCUCUACACAUGCCACAAUAUCAAGUAUCUGCGGCAAUUACCAUCGACGAGCGUUAUCGUACCAUUCUAUGACGAACAUUGGAGCACAUUGUUGCGCACCGUAUACAGCGUUGUGAGGCGUUCUCCCAGCACCGUCCUCCUGGAAAUCAUACUCGUCGACGACGGGAGCUUGAAAAUGUUCCUCAAACAACAGCUAGAUAAUUACGUUGCAACGCAUUUGAAGCAGCUCGUCAAAAUUGUUCAUCUACCAACUCGUAGCGGACUUAUAACGGCUCGCUUAGCUGGGGCCAAGAUUGCCAAGGGUGAUGUGCUAGUGUUUCUAGAUUCCCAUGUUGAAGCUGGUAUCAAUUGGUUGCCACCGCUGUUGGAACCGAUUGCAAACAAUCCACGAACCUGUGUUUGUCCUUUUAUCGAUGUGAUAAUGGACGAAACGUUUGAGCUUAUUCCCCAGGACCAGGGAGCUCGGGGAGCAUUCGAUUGGAAUAUGUUGUACAAGCGGCUUCCUUUACGGCCCGAAGAUCAAACGGAUCCUACACAGCCAUUCGAAAGUCCGGUCAUGGCGGGGGGAUUGUUUGCGAUCAGUAGCAGCUUCUUCUGGGAACUGGGUGGUUACGAUGAGAUGCUGGAGAUUUGGGGCGCGGAGCAGUACGAGUUGAGCUUCAAGAUCUGGCAGUGCGGAGGACGGAUGAUCGAUGUUCCAUGUUCACGAGUUGGCCACAUUUACCGUAGCUAUUCCCCGUUUCCCAACGUGAAAACCUACGACUUUGUGGCCAAAAACCAUAAACGUGUCGCUGAGGUGUGGAUGGAUGAGUACAAGCAGUACGUCUACAAGAAAGAUCCGUUGCGCUUCUCCAUCGAUGCUGGUGAUCUUACAAAAAUGAAGGAACUUCGACGGAGACUCAACUGUAAACCAUUCCGUUGGUUCAUGGAACAUGUGGCACCGGAUCUGGUCGACUGGUAUCCACCGAUAGAACCGGAACCAUUCGCUUUCGGCGUUAUUCAAAGUCAAGCUAAUACAGGCCUCUGCGUUGAAGCUAUCGAUGUCGAUGGGAAGAAGGGCACGGCGCUGAUGGCGUGUGCAAAGGAUAAGGUAAACCCGGAACGGUUCGAGCAGCAUUUCCAAUUUACAUGGAGACGGGAAGUGAAAUCCAUGGUGUGGUCGCAGUGUUUAGACGUGUCGGACCAUACUGUCAGAGUAGAGAUACCGCUAUUCCCUUGUCACACUCUUCAGGGCAACCAAUUGUUUCAGUACGACGUGGAUACCAAGCAGAUUUACAUCGGAAGAGAUAAAAAGUAUUGCGUAGAAGCGGACCUAGCCAAUCGAAGAGUAAUGGUCAACAUCUGCAGUCACGAAACACUUGCACAGCAAUGGCGUAUCGGCCAGAUGAAUGUAGAGCAUCUGCGCAACUGGAACAAACAUGGAGCGAAAUUUGUCAAUUAA